GCGACUGGGUUCUCCCUCCGUAAUGAUCAGAUCCAGGGAGAGAGAGAGCAGUAAUGGCGGCCGGUUAGAGCCACAUACAAACACCGUCCGCAAUCAGCCGCACUCACCGCAGCCCUCCGGGGGCAGCUAGCCUCACACACCGCGGCGGAGCCAGCGCGACAGACACGGAGCGGAUAUACGGGAUUUAAGGGGGGGACGGGAAUCCUUCAGUGGACCGUUGCUGCCUGGGACUUUCCUUCUACUUUUCUAAAAAAAAAAAAAAAAAAAACAUGGAUGAGCACCCCGGCGGAGGAGGAGGGGUCGGAGCCCAGAGACAGCCUCCGCCGCCGCAACAGCAGCAAGGGAGCAACAGCAGUGCUAACGUUAAUCCGCCGAUCGGAGGUGGAGGUGGCGGAAUCAUGGUACCGCACCAGCCGGACGAGCUGCCCCGGCCGCAGCAGCAGUACACCAUUCCCGGCAUCCUGCACUACAUCCAGCACGAGUGGGCCCGGUUCGAGAUGGAGAGGGCGCACUGGGAAGUGGAGAGGGCCGAGCUCCAGGCGAGGAUAGCGUUCCUGCAGGGGGAGAGGAAAGGGCAGGAGAACCUGAAGAACGACCUGGUUAGAAGAAUAAAAAUGUUAGAAUACGCUUUAAAACAGGAAAGAGCAAAGUACCACAAGUUAAAAUACGGCACAGAGUUAAACCAAGGGGAGAUGAAGAUGCCAAGCUUUGAAUCAGACGCCAAAGACUCCGAGGUCUCUGCUGUUCCUGCCAACAGUCAGCUCACCUGGAAACAAGGAAGACAACUACUCAGACAGUACCUGCAGGAGGUAGGAUACACAGACACCAUCCUGGACGUUCGUACGCAGAGGGUUCGAUCUCUGCUCGGCCUGUCGGGCUCCGAGCAGAACGGAUCUGUGGAGAACAAGAACCUGCAGCACCUGAUCAACGGGACGGAGCGCCGCAAGGACAGCAAAAGGAGUCCAGGUGACGUUCUGGAGACGUUCAACUUCCUGGAGAACGCGGAGGACAGCGACGAAGACGAGGAUGAGGAGGGAGACCUGAUGGACGAUAUCAGCACUGACAAACACCACCGAGCCAAGAAACACAAAACCAAGGUGGGGAACGAGGGCUUGGCAUCGGAGGACGACGCAGACACGGAGGAGGCUCUGAAGGAGUUUGACUUCCUGGUGACGGCAGAGGACGGAGAGGGAGCGGGCGAGGCUCGGAGCUCUGGAGACGGGACAGAGUGGGCGGAGCCUCUCCCGUUUCCUCCCGGCAGUGGGAAGUCCUUCCUGUUAGGCAGCUCAGACGACGUGUUGGAGAGCGUGCUGGGUUUGGGCGACCUCGCUGACCUCACAGUCACCAACGACGAAACAGACUACAGCUACGAUCUGCCGUCCAAUAAGGAGUCUUCGUUCAGGAAGACGUGGAACCCGAAGUACACGCUGCGGAGCCACUUUGACGGCGUUCGAGCGCUGGCCUUCCACCCUGUGGAGCCCUGUCUGGUCACCGUGUCCGAGGAUCACACCCUCAAACUGUGGAACCUCACGAAGACCGUCCCUGCCAAAAAAAGUGCCUCUUUUGAUGUUGAGCCCGUCUAUACAUUCAGAGCCCAUGUCGGUCCAGUGUUGUCGUUGGCGAUGACCUCCAGUGGUGAACAGUGUUUCACUGGAGGCAUCGACUCGACCAUCCAGUGGUGGAACAUCCCCAGCUCUAAUGUCGACCCCUAUGAUACCUACGAUCCCAGCGUCCUGGCGGGGUCGUGGUUGGGACACACGGACGCUGUGUGGGGAUUGGCUUACAGCGGCAUCAAGAACCGCCUCCUGUCCUGCUCGGCUGACGGAACGGUGAAACUGUGGAACCCGACGGAGAAGAACCCCUGCAUCAGCACUUUCAACACAAACAAAGAGCAUGGGGUCCCCACGUCGGUGGACUUUAACGGGUGUGACCCCGCCCACAUGGUAGCGUCGUUUAACGGCGGAGAUGUGGUGGUGUACGACCUGGAGACUUCCCAGAAUGCACUGGUGCUGAAGGGUCAGGGAGAAGGCACACUCCCGGGUUCGAAUCAUAUCAAUAAGGUGGUGAGUCAUCCCACGUUGCCGGUCACCAUCACCGCUCAUGAAGACCGACAAAUCAAAUUCUACGAUAACAAGUCAGGUAAAGUGAUCCAUGCCAUGGUGGCUCACCUGGAUGCAGUGACCAGUCUGGCUGUGGACCCUAACGGGAUCUACCUGAUGUCUGGAAGUCACGACUGCUCUCUGCGUCUGUGGAACCUCGACAGUAAAACGUGCGUUCAGGAGAUCACAGCUCACCGUAAGAAGAGCGAAGAGGCCAUCUACGACGUGGCGUUCCACCCCUCCAAGGCCUACAUCGCCUCCGCCGGAGCUGACGCCCUCGCAAGGGUCUACGUGUAGGCGAGGAGGAGGAGAAGAAGAAGCCGAGGACCGCGGGCCGAUAGACAGAGACAGGGAGGGAGACGUAGAGAGAGAGGCUAGUCUGUUCACACACAAACAGUAUUCAGGUCUGUUCAGCUCUCUGAACACAGAUUAUAUAUUAAUGAAAGACUGGAGGUGACCGACUGAACACACACACACACACACACACACACACACACACACACACACACACACACACACACUUUAAGUUAAGUGCAGCAGUGUCGUCUCCCUCUGAUUGACUGUAGACACUGAGAGACGUUCAGCAGCAGAAACGUUGUGGAAACGUUGUUUAAACUCUGCGGGUCGAAGCUGAGCAGCUCACCUGUCCUGUGAUGUCACGAUGACACUACAUGAAGCCCCCCCCCCCCCCCCCCCCUCCCGCGUGUAAACACAAGUCUGACCGCCGUAUCUCAACAGCAGGAGCAGAUGCGGAAUUUACAGGAAAAAUCCUCCCCAUGAAUCAGCGCUCUGUGAUGUUCUUGUUUCUGUGUUCACUCGUUUCUUCUGUGGACGACGUCAGACGUAGGUUUUGGUGUCGGUCCUUCGAUCUUCAACAGAGAACUGUUUCCACAGAGGCCAGGGAGAAAAAUAACAUUUUGGUGAUCCAUUUUCUAAGUGAUCUUAUGUUUUUAUCUCCUGUGUUUAUGGCCUAAAAACUAAGUUUUGCCAGGAUAAUCUUUCUACGUUUUUUUUUUUUUUGUGAGAACAGGUGGAAAUAAAAAGCUUUGCAGGGAUUUUGUUUUUGUUUUAAUCCUCAUUUUGGCCACUUACUGACUGUUCUCAAUAGACCAAAAGAUUUCUUGUUUUAAUUUCUCCUUGCACUCUAAACACAAGUUCUGUAACAUUACUGUCACUAUUAAUCGGCGCUAUUCUGCCGGUUUUUUUAUGACUUAAAAAACAAUUGAUUAUCGUAGUUGCAGAUUAAUUUUCAUAAACACAGGAGAGAAAACAAUCGAUCUUGGAAUUAGUUUUUUUUCACUUGCCUCUCGUACGGUUCACGUCUGUGAUUCUUUUUUUGUCUUUAUUGGCUAGUGAGAUGACAGGAAAUGAGGGACACAACAAAGGUCCCCAGCUGGACUCGGGGACGUUGUUGUUUAUAUCGGCGUCUUAACCCGUAAACAUUUUGGGGACGCCCAGAACCUUUACCAAGUAUGUGUCCUCGUGAGGUCGGUGGCGAUGCAGUGAAUACUUGGUCUCUCUUGGAAGUUAACGUUUAAGUCAAACAUACAUGUGCCAGCCACCAUCACAUGACUCUUGUCCGACAGAACGCUCUGCACUUCAUCAACAGCCAGUGCCAACCCUCCUGCAGUCGCACCAUUUUAGCGGCUCGUUCGUCGACACUUCUGUGGUUCUAUUUGCCAAAUAGCAGAUAACGGGGCUCACGGGGCUCACAUCUCCGACUCAGAAUUACAACAGUGGCUUUUCCAACUCUGCUGCUCACAUUCACAGUCUGAACUAUGUAACCUGAACGCAGCAUGACUUCACUGUUACUUUGAUAAGUGAGCGUUGCAUUCAGCGCUGCUGAAACAGAACAUUCACUUAAUAUCGUUGCUGUUGCAGUUCCUCCUCCAUUAAUGAAGAAUAUCCGUUUAAUGGUGCAACGGUGUGUUGACGUCUGGUGGAUGCUUUGCGUUUCACCGGGAUACAGCGAUGACGACAAUGUAAACAAAUGUUUAGUUAUGCUGAAAAACCUUGAAACAUCAGACGGAGAAAAGACACUUAGAGGAAAUAUUAGAAAUGUCUAGUUGAGCCUGAGAGGAAACUUUCUUCAACUUGAAGUAAAUGAAACGGUUCUAUCGUUGAAGCGUGUUGCUUGUCAAAAAUGAAACUGAACGGAACAUCUGUGGGGGAUUUUUCCUUUAAAGCGUCUCCAGCUGCAGCAGUCGGAGAAGAAGAGUAUCUAACGCAGGAACAGGAAGUCUGAAGUUUUAACCAGUCAAGGUUUUGUUGUGUUUAAGUUUUUUUAAAUCUUAAAAUCUGAAGCUUCAGAUUGUCUUUUUUUACUGUGUUUUUAAGAAGAUUAAGAAUUUAACAAGUUAAAAUAUAUCAACUUAAAGAAACUGAACAUCACGUGUUGGUUUUGUUACUAAAUACUUAAACGACCACAUCGGGUUAGAAAUCAGAUUUUCUGUUCGUCUCUCUGACGAGGUGUGAGCUGAUUGGACGUCUGUUCUAAUGGGUACAGAGGAUUGGUUAAUGCACCACCCCCCCCUCAGCCCCUGGCGGGCCAAUCAGAGCCCUGCGUUUAAAACCGCCAAGUUAAGGAGCGAAGGAUUCAGGAUUCAGAAGUUGGCGUUACUGUAGUUGCGUAUGGACGUUUUUCUGUUUGUGUAAAAUAAAUCUAGUUUUUAUAAUCGUUUUUAUAAACGUGGAAACGUCUCGUUAACGGCACCGAGGAGGAUUCUGGGUCCUCACUCCCGUCCAGUCCUGCCAUCACUCCCGCUCUCAGUGGAGGUUUCACGUCAUGUAGAAAGUAGAGGAGAGAGGGAGGAGCUGCUGAGGAGUGUUGAGAUGCAGCCGAGGAGGCGCUAACGAGCUCCGUUUGUCGGUCAGCGUCUGUCCCGGUCACGCACACAAAGAUUAUAAUUUUUUAUUUAUAUAAAGAAAUCCAUUAAAACAGAAGUACAAACAUUUCUAACCCCUCAACCCACCCAACUACCUUCUGUUAAUUGACUUUCCAAAUUGGUACCUGAACGCAGCACAGUCUCAGUGUAAAGGAGGUGCUGCUGCAGGAACUCCUCUGUAGUCGGUCUGAUUUAAGGAGAAGCUGCAGGUCCAUCCCUCGUGGCUUCACCCUCCGCUGCUCCUCCUCCUGUCACUGUGUGAGUUUUCUCUUCACGUCGAGUACAUUUGACUUUUCUUCAUCACAGCUUCAACAAAGCCGGAGUAAAGUUAUUUAUAUCAUUUUUUAAUUUUAUUUUAGUCUCGUCCUUAUAAGGAAAAAAGAACCGGUUUGAGCUCCAGGAGAAAACGCUCCAAUCAGACGCCUCUCGGGGCCCGUUUUUGAAAACAAAAGCUGCCACCUGAUUGGCCGAACAUCCAGACCAGAGUUUUAUUUCAUCGUUGUGGUUUGUUUUAAUUUAAUUUUUUUAACUGAAGGGAUUUGUAACGCGAGCGUCUCCUGGUUGAUCACAAAUCUUUAUUUUUCUUUUCACCCACGCUACAACUUACUGUGUAACUAAAGACUUUUUUGUUUGUGUAAUGCAUGAUUAAUACAAUAAAAGUAUUUUUUCUAGUCUUCCAAAAAAAAUGGGGGAAAAAAAGUUCUGAUCAGUUUGCGAGUUUUGAUGAGUUUUGUAAUUUUUUUUUUUUUUUUUUUUUUUUUGAUUUACAAACUAUGAAACAGCAGAUUUUAAAGAUUGUACCACAUAGCAGAAUACAACUGUUGAAAUGUAUAUAAAAUGUCUAUAAUAACUAUUAAAUGGUGUACCUGUACA
Molecule: messenger RNA, 5857 nt
Organism: Cottoperca gobio
Lineage: Eukaryota; Metazoa; Chordata; Actinopteri; Perciformes; Bovichtidae
Gene: strn3
Product: striatin, calmodulin binding protein 3
Exons: 16
Coding region: 270-2396 (708 amino acids)
Cellular component (GO): dendrite
Molecular function (GO): calmodulin binding; protein phosphatase 2A binding; armadillo repeat domain binding
Source: RefSeq, a predicted model, not a curated record